AUGCUUCACUCCUUGUCUUCUCAGCUUUCUCGACUUAUUCCACUGGCCCCUUCACCAGUACGCAACAACAUAACAUCAAGAAGCAUCACUUCCUUCAACUGCUUUCCUUCUAUUGCCAGAGGCUUCGUCAUCCCUUCCAAGGAAAUGGGGAAAAAGCGGGGUUUCAUAUCAGCUACUGAUUCCUUCAAUCUUUGUGGUGCUCAGAACCAAGUGAGACAGUUUCGCACUUCUUCCCCGUGUCUUGAAAGAAAACGAAUGACCGGGGUUGUUGUAACCAAUGGGGCUCAGAAAUCAGUUGUAGUGGCAGUCGAAAGAUAUUUUGUGCAUCCCAAAGUCGGUAUGAUGAUCAAGAAGAGAAAGAAGUUUAUGGCUCAUGAUGAAGAAGACAAAUAUCAGGUUUCCUUAAAGAUUGGGGACCGAGUUAUUAUCGAAGAGCAUCGUCCUAUCAGCAAGAGAAAACGCUUCAUUGUCAUUGGCUUGGCUCCAUCCAAAAUCCCAAGCUAUUUGAGAGAGGAAGAUAAGCAGGAGAUCGAUGCCAAAUUCUCAAAGGAACACGUGGAAUCAGAAUCGGAAUCAGCCAAACAAUUGUCUGAUAAGUGA
Molecule: messenger RNA, 600 nt
Organism: Guillardia theta CCMP2712
Lineage: Eukaryota; Cryptophyceae; Pyrenomonadales; Geminigeraceae
Exons: 4
Coding region: 1-600 (199 amino acids)
Biological process (GO): translation
Cellular component (GO): ribosome; mitochondrion
Molecular function (GO): structural constituent of ribosome
Source: RefSeq, a predicted model, not a curated record